ACCGAGUAUUCUUUAUCUGAGGCCAUCAUACAAUAUAAUCUGUGCUUUUCCCAUAGUUUUUGGUUUUGGAAUAAAUGCGCAAUGUUUGUUAUUUAUCAAAAUUUUGUUAUUUUUUGUCAUAACAAGCAUUAAGUAAAUAAAAGUAAUAAUUUGGUAUUGAAAACAUUACUUCAAAGUUUAAGAUAGUAAUAGAAUUAAAGUUUUCAGAAUCCUCUAAUCAAGAAUCAUGGGAUCGACAGGAAAUACCCACGAGACCAAACAUUCCAUACCUACAGAUAUUCUUGACGAUUUAUGCAGCCGUUUCAUAAUCAACUUGCCACCGGAGGAUAGAGGCAACCUUGUUCGGAUUUGUUUCCAAAUAGAACUGGCACAUUGGUUCUAUUUAGACUACUAUUGUACUGAUGAAACAAAACGACUCAACACAUGUGGUAUAAGGGAGUUUGCUGCACACAUUUUUCAGCAUGUGCCACAACUGCGAGAACAUGUCAGCAGUCUGGAUGCAGUUUUGGACAACUGGCGGGAGUACAAGCAGACAGUGCCUACGUAUGGCGCCAUCCUACUCGAUACAGAUUUGACCCACGUCCUAUUAGUGCAGUCCUAUUGGACUAAAGCCUCCUGGGGUUUCCCUAAAGGGAAGGUCAAUGAGGAUGAGGAACCUUGGAAAUGUGCCGCAAGGGAGGUGUUAGAAGAAACGGGCUUUGAUAUAAGUAAAUUGAUUAACAAGAAUGACUAUAUAGAAGCUAUAAUACAUGAUCAAAUUGUCCGCCUGUACAUAAUAGGUUAUAUACCAAGGGAUACAAAGUUCCAGCCUCGUACCAGAAAUGAAAUUAAGGCAUGUGAGUGGUUCCCAUUAGCAGAUCUGCCAUCAAAUAGGAAAGAUAUGACACCUAAAGUGAAAAUCGGUGUGGGACCCAAUGCUUUCUUUAUGGUUGUACCCUUCGUGAAACGUAUGAGGCGAUGGGUAGCAGAAAGAAGUACCAGAGUGUAUAAUAGCACGAGGAGAAUGAGACACAAGUCUAUGGGCGAAUUAGAAUCUGUUACGAACAAAAACAAACAGAAGAUCUCAUCGGGUUUACAAAAUGAGAUCCAAGAAUAUCAGAAUGAACAUAAAUUUAAGAAUAACGGUCACAGUAACCAAGGGAACAGCGUCCAAAGAAAUCAUGUCCAAGAAAAUCAUGCGGGCAAUGCAAGUGGCAGCAAACAUAACACAAGUAAUAACUACAGAAAGGAAAAGAAACAAGCUAAAAGGCAAUUAUUUACUCCUCAGAAUACUCAAACGAACAAUUUUUCGCCAGUUCAAAAAGACAAUACUUAUGAAAAUGACGAUAAUUCGUUGUUGAACUUUGUGGCGCCGUCUUGGGCAAACUUUAAGUUUGACAGGCGCGCCAUAUUGGAUUGUCUAACUUGAACGGUAUUAUUUAUCUUGGAUCUCUUGACUGAAGAUUUAGCACUCUUAUGUGAUAGACUCGUUGGCUUUACUUUUUACACAAAAAAUCCUUAAAUACUUAAACUUUUAUUUACUUUAUG
Papilio machaon (common yellow swallowtail) is the source of this 1527-nucleotide messenger RNA. RefSeq names its product m7GpppN-mRNA hydrolase (gene DCP2). The record is from RefSeq and is a predicted model, not a curated record. The transcript is spliced from 4 exons. Lineage: Eukaryota; Metazoa; Arthropoda; Insecta; Lepidoptera; Papilionidae. Gene Ontology annotation, biological process: nuclear-transcribed mRNA catabolic process, nonsense-mediated decay; deadenylation-dependent decapping of nuclear-transcribed mRNA. Gene Ontology annotation, cellular component: cytoplasm; P-body. Gene Ontology annotation, molecular function: 5'-(N(7)-methylguanosine 5'-triphospho)-[mRNA] hydrolase activity; RNA binding; manganese ion binding. The coding region runs from base 227 to 1408 and encodes 393 amino acids.